Messenger RNA from Etheostoma spectabile (orangethroat darter), 2529 nucleotides. RefSeq names its product histone-lysine N-methyltransferase SETDB1-B. NCBI's taxonomy places the organism in Eukaryota, Metazoa, Chordata, Actinopteri, Perciformes, Percidae. Gene Ontology annotation, biological process: negative regulation of gene expression; heterochromatin organization. Gene Ontology annotation, molecular function: histone H3K9 methyltransferase activity. The coding region runs from base 16 to 1299 and encodes 427 amino acids. The transcript is spliced from 9 exons. The record is from RefSeq and is a predicted model, not a curated record. Gene Ontology annotation, cellular component: nucleus.
CAGUUGGGGGCGGUAAUGCGCCAUGUCAGUGUUUGUCGACUGCUAUUAAAGCAUCAAGAAGAGGGAAAGGGCAACAACGAUAUUCAAGACACGACAACAGUGGUUAUGGAGGUGGACAAGAUGGAGACGAGAAUGCUGGAGUUCCAGGAGUCUGGGGAAAGGGUAGCAAACAAUGCAAAGACAGAAACGGAUGACGAAAGAGAUGAUGAUGAAAAUAUGUCAGAUUCCCCAUGUGAGUCUGUGCCCUCCACAAAUGUAACACCCAUCAAGGAAACACAAAUGGAGGAUGGUUCUGACUCUCUGUGUGGAAUAAAAAAAGCAGUGGUGGUCUUGACCCGACUCCCUGAUUAUAAGAUCAGCGCUCUGCGACCACCAACACCUCAGCAGUUUUACAGUGAAGAUGACUCCCUCAGCAGCUCUGAUUCUGAUAUGCAGUGGGAACCAGACGAUGAUUCGAGUGACUCUGAUUUUUCACUCUCCAACAAUAAAAAGAAAACUGGAAAACACGCCGCGACUGGCUCAGUGAGAAGUAGAAACAACAACAACAAUGUGCCAGAAACAGCCCCAGUAAUAAUAUCAGCGGCUUUUGCCCAUUGCUCCACUGAAACCACAAAGAAUCGUCCAAACUUGCCAGAAGAAGAGGUCAAAGUGGACAUGAUAGUCCUGGCCAGGAAGAGGUCCAUGCGAUGGCAACGGGCAAAAAUAGUGGAUAUAGUAACAAAGGAAGAUGGACGGUUGAAGUACAAAGUUAGUUAUGAUGAAAAGGGACGGAGCCUAGUGUCUGGCCAUCACAUCGCCUUUGAAACCACACCAAAGCUGGAGCAGCUGUAUGUCGGUGCUCGUGUUGUGGUCAGGUGUCCAGAUAACAAGUUCCGAUUCCGGCCCGGUGUUUUGGCAGAGCUUCCCAGCAGAAAGAACCGCUUAAGGUUCCUGGUUUUUAUGGAUGAUCACACGCCGGUCUAUGUUGGAUUACCUUUAUUUCGCCUGGUCUGCAAACCACUGGAAAAUGUUUUAGAUGACAUUCCAGACUGCCCUCACAAGUCUUUCAUGACGCAAUACCUGAAGGACUGGCCGUACCCACAUUUGACCCAGUACAGGGUUGGACAGAGUCUUAAUGUUGAAAUAAAUGGAGCCCGCCAGAGGUGUGAAGUGGAGUUGGUUGACAGCAGCUUGAUUCAGGUCGUUUUUCAGGAUAAUCAACAAAAGGAGUGGAUCUAUCGAGGCUCCAUGCGACUUGAACAGAUGACUAGGUUUUUGGAAAUGAAAGAAGCGGAAGAGCAGAGUGAUGAUUCUGACUAAAACCCUGCAGGCAAAGAUAGACUCAUAACGUGGCUCUGGAAUUUAAAAAAAAAAAAAAAUCACCCUGGUGAUGUACCAUUGGAUUUUUUUUUUUACUUGGUGGAUUAUUACAUUUUCAACUAAAGUUGUGCACUAUUAAAACAUAGUGAACAAUGAAAUGUGACUUUAUCAUUAAAAAAAACUUGGAAAACUUAUUUUAUUUGAUAAAACUUUUUUUACAGAGUGACAGACCAAGCCCAGAUUGCGAUUUAAAUGUUUCAUUUAAUGUAUACUGAAUUAAAUGCGAGGUGAUGUUUGUUGGAACAUUAUUACAAAAAAGGUGAGAGAAGGACCUUUUAUUGUUUUUUAUUUUGCUAAUUUGGAUGUUGAGUUUUAGGAAGCUGGAACGACAGUUGGACAUCACUAUAGAUGUCUUUUUCUGCAUAUAAAGAUGGUAUCUUCACUUCCUCCCACAAUACAAAGAGAGCUUUAGUUUGUCUAGCCGUCACACAUCCAAGGAGGGAUGUGGACCGGGCGGGUGAAGCAGGGGGCCCAGCUUGGCCUGCUGGUAAACUGGUACAGCGCGCAGAUCGGUCAGAGAAAUGUGCGCAACCGCUGGCAACGAAACAAUAUGCUUGAGAGCCCAGGAGCCUGGGAUGGUCAGUUUUUGGCACGACACCAGUAGCCCACUGCUAAGACAUGCUUUGGGCUCUCCGUUAGUGUAGAAACUCCCCGCUCCUGCUGCUGAACUGCGCAUGUGGGAGACACACAGAGAUUCUUCAAUUUAUAGUUAGAUUUUUAGUUAGAUAGAGGGGGUGGGAUUUUUUGACCUAAACUGCUGCCAGCCACCAGGCAGCGAUCGAGAUGUUGUGGUUUCACUUAUACUUGCCACAAAAGAUGUGUAGACUUUCUGCUGUCCUGAUGUCAAUGUUCCAUCACUGCAGAGCCAGGACAGCAAACAGUCAAGACUUUGUUGAGCUGUAUACGUUUUAAGCCUUGUAAUUGUCAAGCAAAAUCAUGUCAGUGAUUUAUAAUUAACUUUAGAGUGAACAGCUUUUCACUUUUCAUUAUUUUUCUCAUCUAGGCAGUGAUCCAUAUUUUCUCAACAUUAUCCAAUUUGAUUUUUGUUUAAUUGUUUUUUAUUGUUUGUCAUUCAAAAAAAUAUUAGUAAACAUUUUACAUUGUAUAUAAGCUUGACAUUUGCAAGUGUCCUCAGUUUCAUUUCCAGAGAUAAAAAAAAAAAUAAUCUAA